GUGUUCGCUGUGAGUGUGUGUUUGGGGGAGUGACUGGGAAGCAGCACUUGUCUGGGCUGUGCAUCCUGUUUGUGAAAGUGCGACGGCGCGAGUGCUGUUGUGUGUGCGUGUUGUGUGUCUGCGAGGUGUGCUUGCAGUCAGAGCGAGUUCAAGUAUGAAGAGAGGCAAGAAUGCAGAGGAGGCCGGUACAGAGGGGGACAAUGACACCGGCUCUGCUUCCACAAAGAAAGCAAAGAAGACUAAGGAACCGGAGGCGCCGAUAUUGUACGAAGAUCCUCCUGACAAAAUGACCAGCAAAGAUGGACGCAGCAGCAACAUGAAGAUCACCUCCUGGAACGUGGACGGGCUGAGGGCCUGGGUGAAGAAGAAUGGCCUGGAUUGGGUGCGUGAGGAGGCUCCAGAUGUUCUGUGCCUGCAGGAGACUAAGUGUGGACAGAAAGCCCUGCCCGCUGACAUCACCUCCAUGCCCGAGUACCCUCACAAGUACUGGGCUGUGUCAGACGAGAAGGAGGGUUACAGUGGUGUGGGAAUGCUCUGCAAGACCGAGCCCAUCAAAGUGACCUACGGCAUCGGCAAAGAGGAGCACGACAAAGAGGGCCGCGUCAUCACUGCAGAGUUCCCCACCUUCUACCUGGUCACGGUCUACGUGCCAAACUCCGGCAGAGGCCUUGUGCGCCUCGAUUACCGCAAAACCUGGGACGAGGACUUCCGGUCUUACCUGAGCGAGCUGGACAUGCAGAAGCCCCUGGUGCUGUGCGGCGACCUCAACGUCGCACACCAGGAGAUCGACCUGAAGAACCCCAAAGGCAACAAGAAAAACGCAGGCUUCACCCCCGACGAGCGCGAGGGCUUCAGCCAGCUGCUGGAAGCCGGCUUCGUCGACAGCUUCAGGGAGCUCUACCCCGAGCAGACCAACGCCUACACCUUCUGGACCUACAUGAUGAACGCCCGCUCAAAGAACGUGGGCUGGAGGCUCGACUACUUCCUGCUGUCCUCCUCUCUGGCGCCAGGCCUGUGCGACAGCAAGAUCCGCAACAAGGCGAUGGGGAGCGACCACUGCCCCAUCACUCUGCACGUAGCUGUGUAGGUCACCGUGUGGUCGGCAGGGUUCAUGCUUUCAAGAGCCUCUUCUCCUGAUCUCACGUGGCUCAAACUGCCACGUGUGCCAGUGUGUGUUGAGCCGUCAUGGGAAAUGUUGAAUCUUUGGAGUGCUGCCCAAGCUUACUUUUUUUAGUAACUGUAGCCUAGCUGUUAUGUAGUAUUUUUGUCUUUGUUUUUUUUCCACAUGAAACGUUCACAAAAACACAAAUAUUGUCUUCUACCUGUAAUUCAAGUCUGUCAGUAAAUCCAGUGAUGUAAACCAAGUUUUCAACACUAAACACUCAAAAUGUCUAAGCUCAAGUUUGUUACGGUUUGAAAUGGAACCACUGCUGUUAAAAGAAAACUUAUCUUGUUUUAAGCUUCUCCCCCCAAAACCAGUGCUAAAGUUUCUGUUGUAAAACUUACCCAAACUUAAUAAAGACUGAAUUUAUAUACA
Stegastes partitus (bicolor damselfish) is the source of this 1537-nucleotide messenger RNA. RefSeq names its product APEX nuclease (multifunctional DNA repair enzyme) 1 (gene apex1). The transcript is spliced from 5 exons. Gene Ontology annotation, biological process: base-excision repair. Bases 155 to 1087 code for a protein of 310 amino acids. Gene Ontology annotation, cellular component: nucleus. Gene Ontology annotation, molecular function: DNA binding; phosphoric diester hydrolase activity; endonuclease activity. The record is from RefSeq and is a predicted model, not a curated record. Lineage: Eukaryota; Metazoa; Chordata; Actinopteri; Pomacentridae.